ACAUACGCAGUUGCCAGCCUAGGCAGUCUGACUUACGCAGUUGCCAGCCUAGGCAGUCUGACUUACGCAGUUGCCAGCCUAGGCAGUCUGACUUACGCAGUUGCCAGCGUAGGCAGUCUGACUUACGCAGUUGCCAGCCUAGGCAGUCUCACUUACGCAGUUGCCAGCCUAGGCAGUCUCACUUACGCAGUUGCCAGCCUAGGCAGUCUGACUUACGCAGUUGCCAGCCUAGGCAGUCUGACUUACGCAGUUGCCAGCCUAGGCAGUCUCACUUACGCA
Helobdella robusta is the source of this 279-nucleotide messenger RNA. RefSeq lists its product as hypothetical. NCBI's taxonomy places the organism in Eukaryota, Metazoa, Annelida, Clitellata, Rhynchobdellida, Glossiphoniidae. The record is from RefSeq and is a predicted model, not a curated record. The transcript has a single exon. The annotation marks the transcript as partial.